Messenger RNA from Meloidogyne enterolobii, 150 nucleotides. NCBI's taxonomy places the organism in Eukaryota, Metazoa, Nematoda, Chromadorea, Rhabditida, Meloidogynidae. The record is from the annotation of a GenBank genome assembly.
AUGAGUAUAGGGCAAUUUUGCAAGGCUGGACCAGCUGUAGCCUAUGGGUGGAUUAGACCUGCAUUUCAGGGUAUUGGAUGGUCAAUGGCUAUGUUAUCUCUUUUAAUUGGAAUUUAUUAUAAUGUUAUAGAUUAUAACUGGGAAUUCUAA